CCAAAAGAGAGGGAAAGCUUAGAUAUAGCUUUAUUAAUUUUUAUUUUUGAAAACAAAGCCCAGAUUUGCUAUUGCCUAUGUAACCGGUGUUCCUCUUUCCCCAGCACUGGCUUGGGUGCUCCCAUCACCUGGUCUUUGGAGACUCAGUUGCUUUUUAAUGGCGGCAGCAGCUGUUGGGUGAGCAGCCGGAGACUGUACAGUACUCCUCCCUUCAGGACAGGAUUGCUUUCUCUUGCCAUUACCACCACUGGAUUGGUGGCGGUGCUUUUCCCUUUUCACCCCUCCAACUCUUGAAGGGAGAAGAAGAUGCCACUGCCAUUUGGAUUGAAACUAAAACGCACCCGGCGCUACACGGUAUCCAGCAAGAGCUGCCUGGUUGCCCGGAUCCAGCUGCUCAACAAUGAGUUUGUAGAGUUCACGCUGUCCGUGGAGAGCACUGGCCAGGAGAGCCUAGAGGCUGUGGCCCAGAGACUGGAGCUUCGGGAGAUCACUUACUUCAGCCUCUGGUACUACAACAAGCAAAACCAGCGCCGGUGGGUAGAUUUGGAAAAACCUCUAAAGAAGCAGCUGGAUAAAUAUGCAUUGGAACCUACCGUCUAUUUUGGAGUGGUGUUUUAUGUGCCUUCAGUUUCACAGCUGCAGCAGGAGAUUACCAGGUAUCAGUAUUAUCUGCAGCUGAAGAAGGAUAUCUUGGAAGGAAACAUUCCUUGUACAUUAGAACAAGCAAUUCAGCUAGCAGGCUUGGCUGUUCAAGCUGAUUUUGGUGACUUUGAUCAGUAUGAAUCCCAGGACUUUCUUCAGAAAUUUGCCUUGCUUCCUGUGGAGUGGUUACAAGAUGAAAAAGUAUUGGAAGAAGCAACCCAAAAAGUGGCCUUACUGCAUCAGAAAUACAGAGGGCUGACAGCUCCUGAUGCUGAAAUGCUAUACAUGCAGGAGAUAGAGAGAAUGGACGGCUAUGGAGAAGAGAGCUACCCUGCCAAGGAUAGCCAAGGCAGCGACAUAUCCAUCGGAGCGUGUCUCGAAGGUAUCUUUGUGAAACAUAAGAAUGGAAGGCCUCCUGUGAUAUUUAGGUGGCACGAUAUUGCUAACAUGUCCCACAAUAAGUCCUUUUUUGCAUUAGAGCUGUCAAAUAAAGAGGAGACCAUCCAGUUUCAGACUGAAGACAUGGAAACAGCAAAAUACGUGUGGAGACUCUGUGUUGCGCGACACAAGUUUUACAGAUUGAAUCAGUGCAGCCUGCAAACUCAGACCGUCAUAGUGAACCCAAUUAGGAGGAGGUCUUCUUCGAGGAUGUCUCUGCCUAAACCCCAGCCCUAUGUGAUGCCUCCCCCACCCCAGCUGCAUUAUAAUGGACAUUAUACAGAACCAUACACUUCUUCCCAAGAUAACCUGUUUGUGACCAACCAGAAUGGAUACUACUGUCACUCUCAGACAAGUUUGGAUCGAGCUCAGAUUGACCUGAGUGGUCGCCUCCGCAACGGCAGUGUCUACAGUGCACACAGCACCAGCUCCUUAAAUAACCCCCAGCCCUACUUGCAGCCCUCACCCAUGUCCUCGAACCCAAGCAUCACCGGGAGUGACAUCAUGAGGCCUGACUACGUCCCGUCGCACCGGCACAGCGCCCUGAUCCCCCCGUCCUACCGCCCGACCCCCGACUAUGAGACGGUGAUGAAGCAGCUCCACAGAGGCCUGGCGCCCGCCGAGAGGCAGAGCCACUCGCUGAGAAACCUCAAUAUCGGCAGCUCGUACGCGUACAGCAGGCCCGAUGCGCUGGUCUACAGCCAGCCCGAGAUCCGGGAGCAUGCGCACUUCAGCUCCCCCCCGUCGGCCCACUACCCGUUCAACCUGAAUUACAGUUUCCACAGCCAGGCCCCUUACCCAUACCCCGCAGAGAGGCGGCCGGUGGUGGGUGCCGUCAGCGUGCCCGAGCUGACCAACGUGCAGCUCCAGGCCCGGGACUACCCAGCCCCCAACAUCAUGAGGACGCAGGUGUACCGCCCGCCGCCCCCCUACCCGUACCCCAGGCCCGCCAACAGCACCCCUGACCUGUCCCGCCACCUCUACAUCAGCAGCAGCAACCCCGAUCUCAUUACCCGGCGGGUCCAUCACUCUGUCCAGACGUUCCAGGAGGACAGCUUGCCGGUGGCGCAUUCCCUGCAGGAGGUCAGCGAGCCCCUGACCUCAGCCCGGCACGCCCAUCUCCAGAAGAGGAACAGCAUUGAGAUCGCCGGGCUGACCCACGGCUUUGAGGGCCUGCGGCUCAAGGAGAGGACCAUGUCGGCGUCAGCGGCGGACGUGGCUCCGCGGGCCGUCUCCGCGGGCUCCCAGCCAAACGUCGUCACUGAAAGGACAAAGCGAGAAGAGGACGAUGAGCAGCAGAGCAGAUACGGUCACAAAAAGUCCCUUUCAGACGCCACCAUGCUGAUACACAGCAGCGAGGAGGAGGAGGACUUGGAGGAGGGGCGCGGGGCGCAGGUGCGGGCGCCCCGGGGCAGCUACUCCCAGCAAGCCCCGCGGAGCGGCCCCCACAUGCCCGGCCCCCCGGCCGCCGGCCCCACGCACAGCCUUGAGCCCAAGGCCCACGUCACUGAGGCCGAGAGAAAGGGGAGGGCCGGCAGCCCAGUUCCCACGCCCGGGGAAGGCCCGCGGCCCAGGAGGGACGGGCUGCUGACGCCCUCCAUGUCCGAGUCCGACCUCACCACGUCCGGGAGGUACCGCGCCAGGAGGGACUCUCUGAAGAAGAGGCCGGUGUCAGAUCUCCUCUCCGGAAAGAAGAAUGUCGUGGAAGGGCUUCCGCCGUUAGGGGGAAUGAAAAAGAGCCGAGUAGAUGCAAAAAAAAUUGGUCCUCUCAAACUGGCUGCCCUAAAUGGACUCUCCCUGUCUCGACUGCCUCUGCCUGAUGAAGGAAAGGAGGUGCCUGCCAGAGCCACGAAUGAUGAGCGGUGUAAAAUUCUGGAACAGCGGUUAGAACAAGGAAUGGUAUUCACAGAAUAUGAAAGAAUUCUUAAAAAGCGGCUCGUUGAUGGGGAGUGCUCAACAGCACGACUCCCUGAAAAUGCAGAAAGAAAUCGGUUCCAAGAUGUUCUUCCCUAUGACGACGCCAGAGUGGAACUGGUCCCAACCAAAGAAAACAAUACCGGUUACAUCAACGCAUCACAUAUUAAGGUCUCUGUCAGUGGAAUUGAAUGGGAUUAUAUUGCCACUCAGGGACCAUUACAAAAUACCUGUCAGGACUUUUGGCAGAUGGUGUGGGAACAGGGAAUUGCAAUUAUAGCAAUGGUGACAGCAGAAGAGGAGGGUGGAAGGGAGAAGAGCUUUAGGUAUUGGCCACGCCUUGGUUCCAGGCACAACACUGUCACCUAUGGAAGGUUUAAGAUCACCACCCGGUUCCGCACAGACUCUGGCUGCUAUGCCACCACGGGCUUGAAGAUGAAGCACCUUCUCACGGGGCAGGAGAGGACGGUGUGGCAUCUCCAGUACACAGACUGGCCUGAGCAUGGCUGUCCAGAGGACCUCAAGGGAUUUUUAUCAUACCUUGAAGAGAUCCAGUCUGUUCGACGCCAUACAAAUAGUACAAGUGAACCAAAAAGCCCCAACCCUCCGUUACUGGUCCACUGCAGCGCUGGCGUGGGACGGACUGGCGUCGUUAUUUUGUCAGAGAUCAUGAUUGCCUGUCUGGAACACAACGAGGUGCUGGACAUCCCACGGGUGCUGGACAUGCUGAGGCAACAGAGAAUGAUGAUGGUGCAGACCCUCUGCCAGUACACUUUCGUAUACCGAGUUCUCAUUCAGUUCCUGAAAAGCUCAAGGCUCAUAUAAGCUCCCACAACUUCCUACGGGGACCCGAUCAUGUGAAGCGUUUACAGCGGAAAAAAAAAGUGCUUGCCGAACUCAUGCUCUCUCCUCCACUCGGUGCACGCGGAAUGCUACAUCAGGACGUAAGUGACGGGAUGCAUGGUGGCACAUGGAAGGAAGUAUGCAGAGCACAAGGCUGAAGAGGGGGUUUAACCUGGGAAAGAUGCCGAAGAGGAAGGACUUGGUUCUGAGGGCGUUGCCCCGCUCUGAUCUGUCCGAUUUGCAGUACUUGCACACAUUUGGAGAUUGUAUUUUCUAGAUAAUUCUCUAUUUCGCUGAAGCUACGCUGGGCAAUUCUGGCAAUCACUAAGGCGUAUAGGUUUCUAUCUUAAACUAGUUUUUGAUAAUGGAAUUUUAUUUUAUGACUAAAAUAUUUGGGGUUUUCUUAUUAAGAAACUGAACUUUCCAUGGGGAUGAUCCACAGAUGUGAGUAGUUCCUAUAUAACUUUGUAUUUAAAACUAUGUUAUUAUCUUUUGUUAUUUUAAAAAAAUCUUGGGUACUUAACAGUGUAGUUACCAAACCCCAAGCUACAAGAAGAAUCUAAAAGUGUUAUUUUGAAACAUAGAAAACAUUUUUAUAUUCAGAAAAUUUUUUAUCCUAAAAAUUCUAUAUAUUUGUACCUUCUGUAUUUUCUAAACAAGAGUUCAGCUCAUUAAGGUACUGAGAUGAGUCAGUUAAUGUACGUUAAAGUUGGGAAUGAAGGCACAUUAUUUAAAAUGUAUGAAAAUAAUCAGAUUCACUAUUUUUUUCAGUAUUAUUCAUAAACCCAAAUGAGUUUGAUUUUAUUGGUUGAAAAUGAAGUGAAAAACAGUUGCAUAAGAUGGUUUUAAGCACUUUUUGUUGUUGAAAACAAUAAAUCUGAGUUUUUAAUAUAUGUGUUGCUUUAUAGGUGAAACAGUAACCACGGACAUAUUGAAAGUGUUUUGGAAGAGAUCAGGAAUGAGUAUGUAGGAUGACUAGGACAAGAGUAAGUGCAGUGUACAUGCAAGAUGGUAAAUGCAAGCUGCCUUUGUCUUUACAGAAAAUGCAGUGUUAUAUACUCAGACUGAGAUGCUGGCAUGGAGAGUGGGGGGCUUGGGAAGAGUCUGGGGGCUGACCUCCCGAGGAAGGUAUCCCCAGGAAAUUCAGGGCCCAUCACUGGCAGUGACUCGCUCUGUUUCCUUGAAGUUCUUCCACCUGCACCUCUCUUCUUUUUUUUGACAAAUCAGGUUUAUGUGAUGAUUAAAAGAAGCCUUGGGGCUUCCCUGGUGGUGCAGUGGUUGAGAGUCCUCCUGCCGAUGCAGGGGACACAGGUUCGUGCCCCGGUCCGGGAAGAUCCCACAUGCCGCGGAGCGGCUGGGCCUGUGAGCCAUGGCCGCUGAGCCUGCGCAUCCGGAGCCUGUGCUCCGCAGCGGGAGAGGCCGCAACAGUGAGAGGCCCGCGUACCGGAAAAAAAAAAGAAGCCUUGAAGAGGCUUUAUUUUCUUUUUGUUGAAAGAAGGGAAGUGUUAGUAAUAGUCUUACCUCAUCUCCCAAAACCACGGCCCAGACUUGCGGGGCCCCCCAGAGAUGACUGUGGUGUUCAAGAUGUACCGGAACUUUGGCUCCUUAAUCCUUUAACUUCACACCUGAGGUCAACUUUAGCUCUGCUCCCCCCAGUCCCAUGUAGGCCCAUCCCAGGGGGCAGGACCAGGCCAGGCUGGCAUGGCCUGGUCACAUGGGAGCUGAAGAGGUAAGGAAGGACGAACUGGUCCGUUUAGCUGAGCAGCCAUCUCUUUCUUCCUUCUUGAGGCUGCGUCUCCACAACAUAGAGUUUCUGAAAUGUCAAAUCCAGGAUUAUUUCCCCAAAUUACAAUAUCCUAGGGAUAGUUCUGAUUCCCGUGUUAACUCCUAAAGCAGUUUAACUCAUUAUUGUCACCGCUAAGUGUGUGUCAUUAGCUGUAAAUCAGGAUUUCCUUUAUACAGUGUGUGUAUCUGCCGAACUCUGACCCAGAAACCAGCCACCUGAGAGGAAAAUUCAGACGGUAUUGAUGAAAAUGAAUAUUGAAAGUGGGCAUGUUUCUCACUUGGGAACAAAGAAUUGAUCUUAAAUCUAGAAUUGUUUAAAGAACAAUAGACCCAAGUGCAAAUAUUCAGGAAGAGCUCCUCAGGAGAAUGGAAUAAGAGUUUUUUAUUGUAAUAUUUCCCAUCUCCACACCAUGUAGAGUACUUCUGAUGCUUUUUUUCUUCUAUGGUACGUUUUUUAAAAAAUGCUUUUCUGUCAGGUUUAAACAUUUUGAAGUGUCCCAUUGACAAGAACAUACUGUAAAACAAAAUCUAAAGAGUAAUAUAUGGUAUGUUUGUGUUCCUGUUGUAAUAAUUUGAUUAUAAGAAAAUUACUUAUGAGGGCUAAAUUACACUGUGUAAAUGUCACUCUUAAAACUUGCAUGUUUGUCAUAGCUUUAAGACCCAUGUAAUUUUUUUGUGUCCCUUUUGAAUUUUUAAACUUUUAAUUAACAGUUAGUGAAUAUGAAAGUAUUUCUGAAUAAAAAUAAAUCUACAUUA
Molecule: messenger RNA, 6378 nt
Organism: Lagenorhynchus albirostris (white-beaked dolphin)
Lineage: Eukaryota; Metazoa; Chordata; Mammalia; Artiodactyla; Delphinidae
Gene: PTPN21
Product: protein tyrosine phosphatase non-receptor type 21
Exons: 18
Coding region: 307-3819 (1170 amino acids)
Biological process (GO): protein dephosphorylation
Cellular component (GO): cytoskeleton
Molecular function (GO): protein tyrosine phosphatase activity
Source: RefSeq, a predicted model, not a curated record